ACAGAGACUCUCUCCGGAGAAUAAAAGAGCUCAUCUUUUUGUACAUUCUGUUUCUUCGAUCGGGACAUUCUCGUGAUGUUUUCAUUGAUCUUAUUAACCAAAUACAAGUUUGUUCAAUUUUAAACAGCGGAGAUGCUUGAUAAGGCUUUAGCAGUUUUACUUUGGGUUUUGGUGCAGAGUUUGGAUGAAUCAGUAUCUAGUUUUCAAAAACAGACAUGUUCCGUGUUAAAUUCAACUAUCCAUAACGGAUUGGUGGGAGAGACUUGCUCUCAGACAAAACGUGUUGUUAAAAGAGUAAAGAGAGCAAAUAAAGUAAAUGGUAGAGCACUGGUUAUUCCAAUCGGAACCAUAUUCAACUCUGAUGAUAUUCAGAUAAGGUCAGCAUUCCGUUUGGCCUUAAGUCAGUUCUCUACAGAAAGUGUCAACUACAAACUUAAUCAAUCAAUCAGUAUCAUCGAGGUCUCGGACAAUUUUAAAUUAGCUUCGUCAUUAUGUAGUCAGAUGAAUACUGGUGUUUUCUUAUUUUUCGGAACUAAAAGUAUUCAUUCUUUGGAGAUCGUUGACCACUACACCAAACGAUUCCACAUGCCUUACAUCUCACCAAGUUUAUCCAGAGUAGCAGUGACCACCUAUGAUAGCUUCCAAGUCAGUAUGAAACCACCAAUUACGCAAGCCAUUAUCGAUUUGAUUAUAAACUUUGACUGGCAAGUUGUCCACUACCUGUACGAUUCAAAUGAAGGUCUGAAACGAUUGCAAGAAAUAUUUAGUACACUGCCAAGACAUACGGACGUCCGGUUCACAUACCGGAAAUUGGAGGAUGUCUAUCACGCACAUGAAGAUUUGCGCACAUUAGAUAGGAUGAAUACUGCUGAUGAUAAAAAGAUAAUAUUAGAUCUUUCAUCUUAUGAUGCAUUUACAUCAGUUUUAAAACAAAUUGCAGAAGUUGGAAUGAACAAACAUGAAUACUUUUAUUUGCUGACAACUCUUGAUUUUUCUCGCUUAGAUUUUAGACGCUUUAUUCAUGGGGGCGUUAAUCUGACUGGAUUUGAUAUAAUUGACCCAAAUAACAAGCAGUACAAGCGAUUCGUCCGAAAAUGGGAAAGUGCAAGUACGAAUGAAUACCGUGGUGCUGGUGGCCAAUUGAUGUCAGAUUCAGCACUUGCAGUUGAUUCGUUACAAGUGAUAACAGAAACCUUCAGUGAAAUGUUACCUAAGGACAAACCCAUCUUUCAAGGAAGUUUCCGAAGGGCGUCUGUUUAUAAUAAUUAUACAAGACCGGGAAUACCUUGUACAAAAAUCCAUCAUUCUGAACCGGAACCCCCACCAUGGAUGCAUGGGCAGGCUAUUUUAGAUACAAUCAAAAAGGUAGAUUUCCAAGGAUUGACAGGCCGUGUGAAUUUUACAGAGGAUGGAUCCCGAAAGAAUUAUAUUUUACAUGUAUUUAGUGUUGGACUCCACCAUCAAACUCCAACGAAGAUAGGUUCAUGGACUCCAGACAAUGGCUAUUCAAGUUUGGACGCAGACACACGACGAGAACCUGUCGGAACCAACUUCACUGACAGUAGUGUGAAAGUCAUUACAACAAUACUAUCAAAACCAAUGCUGAUGAGGAAAGAUCCUGCAAAGAUAUUAGAAUCCAAUCUAACAGGAAAUGAUAUUUAUGAAGGAUUUGUUCCAGAUUUUGCCAAACUAUUAUCUGAUAGAAUAGGAUUUCAGUACAAGAUAAAAGAAGUUACCGACGGAAACUAUGGACGUGAAAAUGCUAUAACAAAAGAAUGGGAUGGUAUGGUGAAAGAACUCAUCGAUGGUACUGCUGAUAUGGCUCUAGCGGAUUUUACCAUAACGUAUGACAGAGAAAGGGUUGUAGACUUUACAAAACCGUUUAUGGAAGUAGGAAUAUCAAUAAUGAUUAAAAAACCAGAAAUAGAAAAACCUGGAGUCUUUUCAUUCAUGAAGCCAUUCAAUUUUAAAAUCUGGAUCUUCAUUAUGCUAGCAUACGGAUCUGUCAGUAUUGGAUUAUUUCUUGUAAGCAGAUUUAGUCCAUACGAAUGGACAAAAGUGAAAGGGGAAAAAGACCCACAAUUAAACGAAGAAUUUUCAAUGUUGAAUUCUUUUUGGUUUUCUACAGGAGCGUUAAUGUUACAAGGAAGUGACUCUUGUCCAAGGUCAAUAUCAGGACGAGUGAUUGGAACUGUAUGGUGGUUCUUUGUUUUGAUAAUAAUUUCAUCAUAUACAGCCAAUUUAGCUGCUUUCCUAACCAUUGAACGUAUGGUUGCACCAAUAGAAACAGUGGACGACCUAGCAAAACAAACACAAAUUAAAUACGGAUGCGUUAAUUCAGGAACAACACGAGAGUUUUUUGCGGGUUCACUUGUCCCUAUUUAUCAAACAAUGUGGAAUUUUAUGAUGUCGAAUCCUCACAAUAUGUGCAACACGACAAGUGAGGGCAUAGAAAGAGUGCGCAGUUCUAAAGGAAAAUACGCUUUCCUUGUAGAAAGUAAUAUAAUAGAAUACGAAAACAGUGUGGAGCCAUGUGACACUUUUAAAGUUGAUAGAAAUCUCAAUACAAAAGGAUUUGGUGUAGCCACUCCGAAAUAUUCACCCUUACGCGAUGUUCUAAAUCUUCAUGUAUUAGAACUAACUGAAGAUAGUACUUUGAUAAAACUGAGAAAUAAAUGGUGGACUGAUCGAAGUCAGUGCGCACCUAAUGGUGGCAAGGACACUUCAAGAAAGAAUUCAUUAUCAUUAAGUAAUGUUGCAGGAGUAUUUUAUAUUCUUAUUUGUGGAUUAGUAGUAGCAGUUAUAUAUGGUGCUUUGUCAUUCAUUAUCCUAAAAGUACGACUAAUACCCAUAACAAGCUAUGCAAAAGCUAUGACAUCAUCAACAGCCGCCUUAGAAACUGAUAAAGGGAAUGGUAGCCUUAGUGAAUAUGCAAUAAAUAAUGGUCAUUCUCAUUCGGAUAGAGACGUUAAAACGUAUACAUAUAAUCCACCUCCGAUGAUUGGAUUUGAAGCCUUCCAGCAACCACAGGAACAUUCUGAUGUUUGAUAUUCUGGGAUAUGAAGAUUUGAACUUUUUCAUAUACAGAUUCUAUUUAUAUUGAAACAUGACAGAAUGAAACAUGAGCAUUAAAAAGAGUGGAUCAGUGAAUAGACAGUAGUCAUGUAUACUUAAAAUACACAUAAGAUGACAUGCUCCGACGGAUGAUUGAAAGUAAUUGAGUGUAAUUUAUAGCAAAUGAACUGCUCAUUUUGUUUAUCGUCCAGGUUUCUAGACAUAAAUAUUCCUAUUGCUGCGUUUUCCGCUUAUAAAAACAAGAUCAUAAACAUACUACUUGUUAACGAUAUCGAUUUCAAUAGACCACUUUCGAGUUCAUCCGUCACCGGAA
Molecule: messenger RNA, 3388 nt
Organism: Mytilus trossulus (common blue mussel)
Lineage: Eukaryota; Metazoa; Mollusca; Bivalvia; Mytilida; Mytilidae
Product: glutamate receptor 2-like
Exons: 19
Coding region: 133-3048 (971 amino acids)
Biological process (GO): monoatomic ion transport; modulation of chemical synaptic transmission; synaptic transmission, glutamatergic
Cellular component (GO): postsynaptic density membrane; plasma membrane
Molecular function (GO): transmitter-gated monoatomic ion channel activity involved in regulation of postsynaptic membrane potential; glutamate receptor activity
Source: RefSeq, a predicted model, not a curated record